AUGUGCGAGAAAUCGGUGCUUUAUGCCGCGCCUGGAACAGAAGUGAUUUCGAGCCACGAGCUAACGAACGAGUUGGCCGCCGGGAUUGAGAAGUCCGGGUUACCAUUUGUUUGGGUGGUUAGGAACCGCCUCGUCCCGGCCGGGUUCGAGGAGCGAGUCUCGGGCCGGGGAUUCAUCUGGGUGGGCUGGGCUCCGCAGACGCGGAUCUUGGCCCACGAGGCGAUCGUUGGGUUCCUGACGCAUUGCGGCUGGAACUCCACGAUCGAGGCGGUGAGCCACGGGCCUUGUGGCCCGGUUCCUGAACGAGAAGCCAGUCGGGUUUGA
Molecule: messenger RNA, 324 nt
Organism: Eucalyptus grandis
Lineage: Eukaryota; Viridiplantae; Streptophyta; Magnoliopsida; Myrtales; Myrtaceae
Product: UDP-glycosyltransferase 91C1-like
Exons: 1
Coding region: 1-324 (107 amino acids)
Molecular function (GO): UDP-glycosyltransferase activity
Source: RefSeq, a predicted model, not a curated record